AGGGCAGGCGGGUUCUUUCUGCCGGAAGUCCGCUCCAGCUGUGGGCCCCGUAACUGCAGCCAGAGCCGUAGCCCCCCAGUUGCCGCGGGACCAGGGCCUCUGGGGUCCGGACAGGGGUCGCUAUGAUCCGAUUCAUCCUCAUCCAGAACCGCGCAGGCAAGACGCGCCUGGCCAAGUGGUACAUGCAGUUUGAUGACGAUGAGAAGCAGAAGCUGAUUGAGGAGGUGCACGCCGUGGUCACCGUCCGAGACGCCAAACACACCAACUUUGUGGAGUUCCGGAACUUUAAGAUCAUCUACCGACGCUACGCUGGCCUGUACUUCUGCAUCUGUGUGGACGUCAAUGACAACAACCUGGCCUAUCUGGAGGCCAUCCACAACUUCGUGGAGGUCUUGAACGAGUACUUCCACAAUGUCUGUGAGCUGGACCUGGUGUUCAACUUCUACAAGGUCUACACGGUCGUGGACGAGAUGUUCCUGGCCGGCGAGAUCCGCGAGACCAGCCAGACAAAGGUGCUGAAGCAGCUGCUGAUGCUGCAGUCCCUGGAGUGAGGCCGCCCGCCGCCACCUCGGACUCACCCGCUUGCAGCCCCCUCCCUCAGCCGCUCUGGAGGAAGGGACCCAGCUGGGUCUGGGCCACAAGGGAGGAGACUGUACCCCACUGCCUCUGGGCCCAGCUGUGGGCAGAGGCCACCUUCAGUGUCCCGAGUAACCUUGCUGUUGUCGUGUGACGCCAUGAGUGUGCGUGUGGAGCCCCCAAUAAACCCGUGGUCCUGCCUGGCCUCGCA
Urocitellus parryii (Arctic ground squirrel) is the source of this 787-nucleotide messenger RNA. NCBI's taxonomy places the organism in Eukaryota, Metazoa, Chordata, Mammalia, Rodentia, Sciuridae. The record is from RefSeq and is a predicted model, not a curated record.